Messenger RNA from Rosa rugosa (rugosa rose), 2044 nucleotides. Its product is annotated as berberine bridge enzyme-like 22. The transcript has a single exon. NCBI's taxonomy places the organism in Eukaryota, Viridiplantae, Streptophyta, Magnoliopsida, Rosales, Rosaceae. The record is from RefSeq and is a predicted model, not a curated record. Gene Ontology annotation, molecular function: oxidoreductase activity; FAD binding. Bases 16 to 1611 code for a protein of 531 amino acids.
UCAAUUCUGGAAGAGAUGGAAUUCUUAGUACUAUUGCUUUCUUUGUUCCUGAGUUUAGUUUCAUGUGCAAGUUCUGAUCCAACCACUGAAACUCUCAGGCUGUGCAUGACAACUCAACUCGGUGACUACACCGAAACGUCUCAAAUCAUCCACACCUCAAACUCAUCUUCGUAUUCAUCUAUCUUGAAAUCCUCAGAACAAAAUCCUAGAUGGCUAAACUCCACAUCAAAGCCUCUCCUCAUUCUCACACCUUUCAACGAGUCCGAAAUCCAAUCAGCUGUGCUUUGCAGCAGAAAACGUGGCCUACAAAUCAGGGUCAGAAGUGGAGGCCAUGACUAUGAAGGGCUCUCAUAUCUCUGCAAGACGCCAUUCAUCAUCAUUGACAUGAUCAACUUCAAGUCAAUUGAUGUCAACCUUGUAGAUGAAACAGCUUGGGUUCAGUCAGGAGCUACGCUAGGUGAGCUUUACUAUAGCAUUGCGAAGAAAAGUGACGUCCAUGGAUUCCCAGCUGGGAUUUGUCCAACUGUUGGAAUUGGUGGUCAUUUUAGUGGUGGUGGAUUUGGGACCUUGAUUAGGAAACAUGGCCUAGCAGCUGACCAUGUCAUAGAUGCUAUUUUAAUUGAUGCUAAUGGGAAAAUCAUGAACAGAAAAACAAUGGGGGAGGAUCUGUUUUGGGCCAUUAGAGGAGGUGGAGGAGCAAGUUUUGGGAUCAUAGUUUCAUGGAAGAUCAAAUUGGUUCAGGUCCCAAAAGUUGUGACUGGUUUUACAGUUAACAAGUUAAUAUCACAAGGUGGAAGUAGCCUUGUGAAUAGGUGGCAGUACAUUGCAGACAAGUUCCAUGAGGAUCUUUUCAUGAGAGUCAUCCUUCAGAAUGUUGGGAGUGGGAGUCAGAAACAAGUCCAAGCCGCUUUCAAUUCUUUGUUUCUAGGAGGGAUUGAGACACUAAUGCCAUUGAUGAAACAGAGCUUUCCAGAGUUGGGUUUGGCGGCAAAAGACUGCAUUGAAAUGAGUUGGGUCCAAUCUGCUCAGUACUUUGCUGGGUACAAAAAAGAGCAGCCUUUGGAGGUCUUGUUGUCUAGGGAGGCACUCUAUAAGAGCAAUUUCAAGGCCAAAUCCGACUUUGUAAUAAACCCUAUUCCAGAAAUCGGGCUACGAGGGAUUUGGGAAAGGUUCAUGCUAGAAGAACUAGCUUUUAUGAUACUGGAUCCCUAUGGUGGAAAGAUGGCUGAGAUUUCGGAAUUCGAAAUUCCAUUUCCUCAUAGGAAGGGGAAUCUGUACAACAUACAGUACAUUGUGAAGUGGGAUGUGAAUGAGGUCAGUGAAGCCAACAAGCAUAUGAAUUGGAUGAAUAUGCUUUAUGGGUUUAUGAAGCCCUAUGUUUCAAAUUCUCCAAGGGGUGCCUACAUCAAUUACAAGGAUCUUCAGUUGGGGACCAACAACAAAGGCACUAACACAAGCUACAUAGAAGCGAGUAGUUGGGGGAGAAAGUACUUCAAAAACAAUUUCAAGAGGCUUGCACAAGUGAAGAGCAAGGUUGAUCCACAUAACUUCUUCAGAAAUGAGCAGAGUAUUCCUCCUCUUCCUGGUUUGUUUGGCAUUAAAGAAGUUUAAUUAAUCAGGCCAAGAGUUCCUUCUGCGUUUGAUUAGGCCAAGAACUUGGCUUUCUUUCAAGAUAAUGUAGCUUUCAGCUUAUGAUGUAUUAGUGUAACAACUGUACCAUAUAUAUACUAGAUAAUCCCUAUAAAUGUCUACAUUUUGCAUGCAAUUCCAAAUCAAUUUCUGUUCAUGGGACCCUGACUGAACUAAUGCAGGAGAAACAUGACUAGACGAACUGCAAAAUGUGACUACUAUUUAGAAACUAGUUAGAGAUCCCGCGCUUUGCUGCGGGUAUAUCACUUCGUUCAAGUUAUAUAACAAUUAUCAAUUGCUUUCUAACUGAACUAACAACUAAUAGUAAUCAAAUGAAGUUCUCUAGUUCAUAGAGGGAGGGAGCCCAAGUACUUUUACAGUCUUCUCCAUGUUGUAACCAUUUAACACAUUCCUC